AUGAAUUCGGAGCAGUUGAGACCGUUGAAAAUAAAUCAGUUAAGGUCGAUCGCGGCGCGGGAAAAGAUAGGAGCGACGGGAACAUGGACGCGCUUAUUCGAUAGGCUGGUGGAUCAUUUCGUGAGAGUCGAGUGGCCCGAGGAAAGGUACUUGAUGGAAUUUAUUGGAGAACCAGGAGGUGAGCGGCCGACGAGCGAGGCGGGGGUGGAACCGAUGGAAGCGAUGGACGAGCGGCCGCCUGGCACGACUAUCGUGCAGGCGGUAGUUGAGGUAUUGGACAGGCGACGGCCUGGAGGAGAUGAUGCGCGAUGGCCGCGGGCGGGCAGCCUGAAGAUGGGCGCGGAAAGUACGAGCUCGCAGAUGAGCAUGAACAGUUGGCAGCAAAUUCGUGUGGCGACUAAAAUGAUCCCGACGUUCACCGGUACGGAGAAGGAAAGUGUGGUGAAGUGGCUCGAACAAAUAACCGGAGUAUCGCAGUUGUAUCAGUUGGGGGACGAGGUGAUCGUGUUGGCGGCGAUCUCGCAGUUGCAGGGUCGCGCCCUUGAGUGGUAUAACCGACAGCAGUUGGAGUCGGUGGCGACAUGGGACAAUUUUAAAUUCGAGAUUCGCCGACAUUUUGAAGUAAAGGAGUCAUACACGGCAACAUUGGCGCGGCUGGGACAGCGUACCUGGAGAUCGUACUCGGAAAAGUUCGUGGAUUACGCAGAAGAGAAAUUGACCAUGAUGCAGGUGUUAACGUUGACCGAGCGGGAGAAAAUUGAUUUACUGGCUGACGGAGUGAGGGAUCCGAUUUUAAGGAAGAUGGUCUUGAGCACGUGGGUCACGAGUGUGCCGGAAUUUCUGGAUCAUGUGAGAAGGAUUACGGAGGAUGCGGUCAUGCUGAGGCGAGCGGAGGCGCGUCCGGGAAGCGUUAGAGAUUUGCGAGGGGCACAGCUGCCUUUGGAGGCGGGAGCCCGGACUGAAAUGCUGUGCCAUGUGUGUAAAAAGCCUUGGCAUUUGGCGAGGUUCUGUCGGGAAAGGAAGCAGAUCUGCUACCGCUGUGGACAGGAGGGGCACAUAAGUUCGCGGUGUGCGGGCGGCCGGGGGACGGCGACCGGUGCGACGGCUUCGAGUCACCUGGUGGAGCUGAGCGGGGCCGGGGAAUUGGAGGAGGCGGCGGCGGAGACGCUGCACAUUAACCACCCACGGUGGACCAGCGGAGGAGAGGCGUGCGUUGGCGUGCGUGUGGCGGCUAACCCGAGGGUGAUUUUGCGAGCGCUGGUAGACACUGGAAGCCCCGUAAGUCUGAUUAGACAAUCCGCGUAUUAUGAGCACAUGUCGAGUAUUGAAUUAACCGAGGUAGAAAGAGCUUUUGCGUUAAGGGGCGUGAACGAUUCGAGCAUAGCGGUGGUCGGCAGGGUGCGUGAUCGCGUUUUGCUGGACGGGCUGAGUGAGUCAUGGUACGAGGUUGAUUUAAUGGUAGUGAGCGACGGUACAAUGAAAUACGAUUUGCUGUUAGGACGAGGAUUCUUCGAUAAUGCAAAACUUAAGCUAGUCUAUCAAGCGGGAAAUUAUACUGUCGAAAACGUGCAAGAUAACGAGAUACCGGAAAUAUUCGCUAUCAAUAUGUGUAGUGAGAUAGAAUUAUCGGACGCAGUCGUGAAUAAAGUGAAUAGAGACCUGCCUCACUCGGUUACCGUCAGGCUGCGUGAAGUGUUCGAGGAGGUAGAGAAGGCGGCGGUGCAGCCAGUGGAGGACGGGUAUUGCGCUAAAGUCUAUUUAAAGGAUGAGUCGUUUAGAUACGCGCCUAGAAGAAUGUCGGUAACGGAAAAGGUCGAGCUUGAUAGAAUAAUCGACGAUUUGCUAAUGCGUAAAAUAAUUAAACCAAGUGUAUCCCCGUACUGUUCGAGAGUUGUUCUGGUCACGAAGCGAAAUGGCAGUAAGCGUAUGUGUGUGGAUUUGAGAGCGUUGAAUCAGCGGAUCUAUCAACAGAAGUAUCCUUUCCCGAUUAUCGAGGAUCAGUUGAGCCAGUUAUACGGUAAACGGAUCUUCACUAAACUCGAUCUUAAAGAUGGAUUUCAUCAAAUUGCGAUCCAUCCGGACUGUACUAAGUACUUUUCGUUCGCUACCCAUAAUGGGCAGUUCGAAUUUCGGAAGCUGCCGUUUGGCUUCUCGGAGGCGCCUGCGGAGUUCCAGAAGCGAAUUAAUGGUAUAUUUCGAGAUUUGAUACGGGCGGGAAGAGUGCUGGUGUACAUGGAUGAUCUGCUGAUUGCGACGGAAACGGUGGACGAGAAUCUAGAGAUCCUAAAAGAGGUAUUAACGCUACUGAAAAAAUAUAAGUUAGAGCUUAACAUAUCAAAGUGUUUAUUUUUGGAAAAAGAGAUGGAAUACUUGGGGUACAUGAUUUCAGGCAGGGGUAUUACUUUGUGUGACCGACAUAUUCGUGCUAUAAUAGAUUAUCCUCCACCGACUAAUAUAAGACAAUUGCAGGGGUUCUUGGGUUUGUGCAAUUAUUUUCGUAAAUUUAUUAAGGACUAUGCGCAAAAAACUAAAUCGCUACAGAAUUUGUUGAGGAAAGGUGUGGAUUAUGUGUUCGACGAGAACUGUGUUGACGAGUUCGAGAAUUUAAAACGAGAAUUGACAUCGUCACCGAUAUUAUGCGUGUACAACCCGAAGGCCAUUACGGAAUUACAUACGGACGCGAGCAGUUUGGGAUAUGGGGCGAUUUUGUUUCAGCGGCAAGAGGAUAACGCGCUUAGGCCGAUUGCCUAUUUUAGCAAGGCUACUACAGAAGUGGAGAGCAAAUACCACAGCUUCGAGCUGGAAACAUUGGCUAUUGUCAAGGCGAUUGAGCGGUUCCACAUUUAUGUACAGGGGAUUAAUUUCAAAAUUGUUACCGAUUGUAACUCUUUGGUUCUGGCUAUGAAAAAAAUAAAUAUAAAUCCACGAAUUGCUAGAUGGAGUUUAAUGCUGCAGAAUUACCAGUUUGAGUUAGUGCAUCGAGCGUCGGGUAAGAUGAUGCACGUGGAUUGUUUAAGUAGGCAUUUCGGUACGGUUUGCAUGUUAAAUAUUGAAGAUGAAUUAAUGUACAAGCAAUUGAUGGAUCCUAAGUUAAAAGAGAUAGCCACAGAACUAGAAUUUAAAGAGAAUAAAUAUUUCGUGCUGAUUGAUGGACUGCUCUUUCGCCAUGUGCAAGAUAAACAACUAUUUGUGGUGCCGGAAAGUAUGAUACAUCACGUAAUCCGCAUAUACCACGACGAAAUGGGACAUGUAGGGGCGGAUAAAACGGUUCAGGGUAUUUUGGCGCAUUAUUGGUUUCCGUGUCUCAGGCAUCGGGUGAAACAGUACAUUGAAAACUGUGUGACUUGUUUGGGGUACGCGAUUGCCGCGGGGAAAGCAGAGGGAGAAAUGGAGUUAGUAGAUAGCGGCAAGGUCCCGAUGAGCAUGAUUCACGUGAAUCAUUUUGGACCGUUGGAGCGCACGCCUGAAGGGUAUAAGCAUGUAUUAGUCGUCGUGGACGCACACAAAAUUUGUAUGGCUGUACCCUUGUAA
Wasmannia auropunctata (little fire ant) is the source of this 3531-nucleotide messenger RNA. RefSeq lists its product as uncharacterized. The transcript is spliced from 2 exons. The record is from RefSeq and is a predicted model, not a curated record. Gene Ontology annotation, biological process: proteolysis. Lineage: Eukaryota; Metazoa; Arthropoda; Insecta; Hymenoptera; Formicidae. Bases 1 to 3531 code for a protein of 1176 amino acids. Gene Ontology annotation, molecular function: zinc ion binding; nucleic acid binding; aspartic-type endopeptidase activity.